UGGGUCCCCAUGGAAAUGUCACAGUAGUUAUUACAAAGAGUGCAGUGUAAAGUGUUCAAAAUGCAUCUCAAAAGUGUAGUAUCCAUUGCCGUUUUAGUUGUGAUCAGUUCAGUGAACGUCAAAGCAGCCAUCGAUGGAUCAGAUCCGAAUGCCAUAAUGGACGUUGUUAAAAAUGUGCCAAAUAACACGGAAAGAGUCGGCAGAACUCUUCACAAGGAGUGCAACAGUUUGUUCAACUCGAAAUGUUUGAAGAUCCACGCUUUGAGCUUCUUGGAGGAGUUGAGUUCUCGUGAGGAGUUGAACCUCCUUCCAGGACUGAGUAUAGUAAAGGAGAAUCAGACGACGAACAGCACGAGUCCUGAGGAGAUAGCCGCGGAGUUAUCGAGGCAGUUCCCGGGGAAGAUAGAUGAGAAGUUGAACAGGUUCCUGUUGUACCGUCUGCAGGAUUACUUGGAUGGGCAUUCCUUGAGGUACAGGCUGCUGGAUCCUCAGACUACGAAGGAGGCUAUGGAUAUGGCGAAGGGUGAUAAAGAAUCGGUGGCGAGGAAGUCUGGCGGCGGUGGGUUAGGUGGCAAGGGAGGUGGCGGCGCUCUGCUUGCAGCGGCGAUGAUGAUGAAAGGUACAUUAGCAGCAGCUGCUCUCGGUGCCCUUGCCCUUCUUGCCGGCAAGGCCCUGAUGACGGCCCUCAUGUCCAUUCUCCUCUCAGCCCUCGUAGGAAUGAAGGGCCAUGGGGAACACAAGUCUACAACCUACGAGAUCAUCACCAAGCCCGAAGUAUCCCAUCACCACUCCCACAGCCAUGAGGAACACCAUGAGCAUGAUCAUGGACACCAUGGGGGUUAUAGGAGAGCAUACGAUAUGAACAACUAUAAUAGCUACAUGCCUUAUGAUACCACCAGCAGUUAAUUUAUUACUUAAUCGUGAUUUUCUUCUUAAUAAGUACUC
Messenger RNA from Trichoplusia ni (cabbage looper), 945 nucleotides. RefSeq lists its product as uncharacterized. The transcript is spliced from 2 exons. The record is from RefSeq and is a predicted model, not a curated record. Lineage: Eukaryota; Metazoa; Arthropoda; Insecta; Lepidoptera; Noctuidae. The coding region runs from base 61 to 906 and encodes 281 amino acids.